Lepus europaeus (European hare) is the source of this 3087-nucleotide messenger RNA. It is a transcript of the gene SLC25A13, whose product is annotated as solute carrier family 25 member 13. Lineage: Eukaryota; Metazoa; Chordata; Mammalia; Lagomorpha; Leporidae. The transcript has 18 exons. Gene Ontology annotation, biological process: aspartate transmembrane transport; L-glutamate transmembrane transport; malate-aspartate shuttle. The coding region runs from base 97 to 2124 and encodes 675 amino acids. The record is from RefSeq and is a predicted model, not a curated record. Gene Ontology annotation, molecular function: L-glutamate transmembrane transporter activity; calcium ion binding; L-aspartate transmembrane transporter activity.
UCGCCGCCCCCGCCGCCGCCCGGACGGGAAGUGAGCCGCCGGCCCCGAGCGCCAGGAUCCGGGAGCCGGCCCGCAGCCGCUGCCCCGGGGCGAAGCAUGGCGGCCGCCAAGGUGGCUUUAACCAAGAGAGCAGAUCCAGCCGAGCUCAGAACAAUAUUUUUGAAGUAUGCAAGCAUCGAAAAAAAUGGCGAAUUUUUCAUGUCUCCCAGUGACUUUGUCACUCGGUACUUGAACAUUUUUGGAGCAAGCCAGCCUAAUCCGAAGACUGUGGAGCUUUUAAGUGGUGUCGUGGAUCAGACCAAGGAUGGAUUAAUAUCCUUUCAAGAAUUUGUGGCCUUUGAGUCUGUCCUGUGUGCCCCGGAUGCUUUGUUCAUGGUGGCCUUUCAGCUGUUUGACAAGGCGGGCAAAGGAGAAGUGACUUUUGAGGAUGUGAAGCAAGUGUUUGGACAGACCACCAUCCAUCAGCAUAUUCCAUUUAACUGGGAUUCAGAAUUUGUGCAACUACAUUUUGGAAAAGAAAGAAAAAGACACCUGACUUACGCGGAGUUCACUCAGUUUUUACUGGAAAUACAGUUGGAGCAUGCGAAGCAGGCCUUUGUGCAGCGGGACAGUGCCAAGACCGGAAGAGUCACAGCCAUCGACUUCCGAGACAUCAUGGUCACCAUCCGCCCCCAUGUCCUGACCCCUUUUGUAGAAGAAUGUCUUGUAGCUGCCGCUGGAGGUACCACGUCGCAUCAAGUUAGUUUCUCCUAUUUUAAUGGAUUUAAUUCUCUUCUGAACAACAUGGAACUCAUUAGAAAGAUCUACAGCACUCUGGCUGGCAACAGGAAAGACGUGGAGGUGACUAAGGAGGAGUUUGUUCUGGCCGCGCAGAAAUUUGGUCAGGUUACACCCAUGGAAGUUGACAUCUUGUUUCAGUUAGCAGAUUUAUACGAGCCAAGGGGACGCAUGACCUUGGCAGACAUUGACCGGAUCGCCCCCCUGGAGGAGGGCACGCUCCCCUUCAACUUGGCCGAGGCCCAGAGACAGAAGGCGUCAGGUGACUCGGCGCGGCCCGUCCUCCUGCAGGUCGCAGAGUCGGCCUACCGCUUCGCCCUGGGCUCCGUUGCUGGAGCUGUCGGAGCCACUGCUGUGUAUCCUAUCGAUCUCGUAAAAACCCGAAUGCAGAAUCAGCGAUCCACUGGCUCUUUUGUGGGAGAACUGAUGUAUAAAAACAGCUUUGACUGUUUUAAGAAAGUGCUACGCUACGAAGGCUUCUUUGGACUCUAUAGAGGUCUGUUGCCACAGUUAUUGGGAGUCGCCCCAGAGAAGGCCAUAAAACUUACAGUGAAUGAUUUUGUGAGGGAUAAAUUUAUGCACAAAGAUGGCUCGGUCCCACUUGCAGCAGAAAUCCUGGCCGGAGGCUGUGCAGGAGGCUCCCAGGUGAUUUUCACAAACCCCCUAGAAAUCGUCAAGAUCCGCUUGCAGGUGGCCGGGGAGAUCACCACCGGGCCCCGAGUCAGCGCGCUCUCCGUCCUGCGAGACCUGGGCUUCUUCGGGAUCUACAAGGGUGCCAAGGCCUGCUUUCUGCGGGACAUUCCUUUCUCGGCCAUCUACUUCCCCUGCUACGCGCAUGUGAAGGCUUCUUUUGCAACCGAAGACGGGCAGAUCAGCCCAGGAAGCCUGCUGCUGGCUGGUGCCAUAGCUGGUAUGCCUGCCGCAUCUCUAGUGACCCCUGCUGAUGUCAUCAAGACAAGAUUGCAGGUGGCUGCCCGGGCCGGCCAGACCACUUACAGCGGAGUGAUCGACUGCUUUCGGAAGAUCCUGCGGGAGGAAGGCCCCAAAGCUCUGUGGAAAGGAGCGGGCGCACGAGUGUUUCGAUCCUCACCCCAGUUCGGUGUCACUCUGCUGACGUACGAGUUGCUGCAGCGCUGGUUCUACAUCGACUUCGGAGGCGUGAAGCCCGUGGGAGCUGAACCCGUGCCUAAGUCCAGGAUCACUCUGCCGGCUCCGAAUCCUGACCACGUGGGCGGCUAUAAGCUGGCCGUGGCCACCUUCGCGGGGAUUGAGAGCAAGUUCGGACUUUACCUACCUCUCUUCAAGCCGUCAGCAUCUACCUCAGGGGUCACCAGUGGCGGCCCCUAGGGGACCAGGCCGGGGCGUGGCCACGCAUCUGGCCCUGCCACAGCCAUAGCAGACCGAAGCAGACCCUCGGGCCCUUCCCGUCCACCUGGGGUUGAAACUCAAGUCAGCGCUUUUCAUAGAGUGAGAUCGUUCGUUUUCUGUGUGUUUCCUUAACCAGAUCACUAUGGAAUUAUUCCUGAUUAUUCUCUGGGCCCCCGCCCACAAAGCUUGGCGUGUGUGUCUGACGUUUGCUGGGAUUCGGUCAAGCACUUGUGUGAUCUGGGGGAGCAGCGAGUUCGAGCAGAUAUCAGGGCCCCUCUCCUCGCAUCUGGAUCACAGGCCCAAAGAGGCUCCUGAAAGGCAAUCAUGGUUCUCACGGCAACGCGUUCCACGGGGGCUUAAACUGGAAGGAAACUGGGUGCGUAUUUAUAAAACUAAAGAAACACUGGAAGAAAUGAAAAAUAUAUACAUCAGCAAUAGCCAGCCAGGCUUCACAUGUCCAAACACGCACAGAUUCUGCCUCUGGAUUACAUUACGAAGCUUUUAUGUGAAACAUGUUUCUUUGUAAUGAAAACCACAUUGGAGAUGUUUAGUAAUCGCAGUCUGUUACCGGCACAGAGGCUGCUAGGGAAAGCCCUCGCGCAUUAGGGAACUGCUCCUGGUGUCGGCCACGCAGAGGCAGCCCCUCUCCUGGAUGUGCCGAUUCCGGGUAACUUCUCCCAUGAUGCUCGUGUGCUGAUCACUGCCGAUUUCAGUGAACACUGUAGAAAGGUGUAUGCGCCCUGUGGCCCUAGGGUCCCAGCCCAGAUCACCCUCCCUUCCCCCCCAAUAAUUGGCACCCAUUUACUUUUAAAAUCCUCUUGAUCUUGAAUCAUGUGAGACAAAUAUAUCCUAAUGUAAGCUUCUAUUUAAUUUGUGGUGCAUAAUGGUCAGAGGUUCAUGUGUCUAUGGAGAUGGAAAUAAACUAUUUUUAAAGCUAUUGAA